This is a messenger RNA of Ectocarpus sp. CCAP 1310/34, 4208 nucleotides long. Lineage: Eukaryota; Phaeophyceae; Ectocarpales; Ectocarpaceae. The record is from the annotation of a GenBank genome assembly.
UGUUACGUAAUCUGGCAGCGAUGGGCGGCGGCGGCGUGCGCCGGCCGCUGCCGGGCAGCAGCAAGAGCAGGAGCACUGUGCUUCUGGCGUCUCGACAAUCCUCGCGGGCGGCCAAGGCCAAGGCGGAGGACGAAGCGGCGAGGGCCGCGAGGCUGCCAAAUCGAAGGGGCGGCAGACCCCUUGCGGGGCCGCGGACGCUGCCCGCCAAGCGCGUGGGCCUGUACGACCCGGCGCUGGAGAAGGACUCCUGCGGCGUGGGCCUGGCCGUGCAGAUGAAGAGCGUUGCGUCUCGACAGAUCGUCGUCGACGCGAACGAGAUGCUUGUGCGCAUGACCCACCGGGGGGCCUGCGGCUGCGAGGAGAACACGGGGGACGGCGCGGGCAUCCUGGUAGCCGUGCCGGACGGCUUCCUGCGUAAGGCGGCCCAAGAGGCCGGGAUCGGGGAGCUCCCGCCCGAGGGGGAGUACGCGGUCGGGAACAUCUUCGUGCCCAAGUUCGAGAACGCGAUCCCGGAGGCGAAGGCUAUCGUUGAGCGCGUCUGCAAGCAGCGCGGCAUGAAGGUGAUCGGGUGGAGAGACGUGCCCUACGACAACUCGAUGAUCGGAGACACAGCCAAGGGCACGGAGCCGCACGUGGUCCAGGUGUUCGUCGAGAACUCCGACAGGAGGCCUAGCUGGGACUUCGAGCGCGAGCUCUACCGCGUCCGCAAGGCGGCCACCAAGGAGGCCGACUCCGUCCCAGUGCUGACGGUUUCGGACACGCAGAGCUUCUACGUGUGCAGUCUCAGCGCUAAGACCAUCACCUACAAGGGACAGCUGUCGCCCGAGCAGGUCAUGCCCUACUACUUGGACCUGCAGCAGCCGGACUUCACGUCCCAUCUUGCCCUGGUGCACUCGCGCUUCUCCACCAACACCUUCCCCUCUUGGAACCGCGCCCAGCCGAACCGCAUGAUGUGUCACAACGGCGAAAUAAACACCCUACGCGGCAACAAGAAUUGGAUGCACGCCCGCGGCGGCCUGCUCCACUCGGAGUACUUCGGCGACGAGACGGCAAACCUACUCCCCGCGUGCUCGGACAACAUGUCCGACUCUGGUAACUUCGACUCAGUUCUAGAGCUCAGCGUCAAGGCCGGCGACCGCGAGAUACCGGAGGUGAUGAUGUCCAUGGUGCCGGAGGCCUGGCAGGACAACGCAUUCCUCUCGGACGCCAAGGCCGCCUUCUACGAGUACAACUCAUGCAGCAUGGAGCCGUGGGACGGGCCUGCCAUGAUGGCCUUCACGGACGGCCGCUACAUCGGGGCCACGCUGGACCGCAACGGACUCCGCCCGUCGCGGUACUACGUGACCGACGACGACCGCGUUCUCCUGUCCUCUGAGGGGCGCGUUCUCGGUUCUCUGAGGGAGGGGGGUCUGUGGGUGGGCGUGCUGCCCAACCUGCCAGACGAGAGCGUGGUGAAGAAGGCCCGCCUGGAGCCCGGCAAGAUGUUCCUCGUGGACCUGGACGUGGGAGAGAUCGUGCCCGACGACAUCGUCAAGGAGAAGUACGCCAACCGCCUGCCGUACGCGGAGUGGCUCGAGAAGAACUUGAUCAACAUCAAGGGCUGGACGGAACACAGCCAGGGCGUCGGCACCAAGGUGCCCGGCUUCAACCUCGAGGACUCUGUUCGGCGGUUCAACAUGUUUGGAUUCACCGGCGAGACGAUGGACAUGCUCCUCAUGCCCAUGAUCAUCGGCGGCCGCGAGGGCCUCGGCUCCAUGGGCAACGACGCCCCCCUAGCCGUGCUGUCCCACACGCCCCGGCUGUUGUUCGACUACUUCAAGCAGCUCUUCGCGCAGGCAAGGGUGACCAACCCCCCCAUCGACCCUAUCCGUGAGGAGAUGGUGAUGUCUCUCGUGUGCCCCGUCGGGCCCGAGGCGAACGGCUUGGUGGUGGGCCCGGAGCACUGCGCCCGCCUGGUGAUCGAGAACCCCAUCCUCACGCUCGAGGAGAUGCAGGCUCUGAAGGAUACGGAGUACAAGGGAUGGAAGACCCAGGUGCUCGACGCGACCUUCCCCGUCAGCUCGGGCCCCGAUGGCCUCAUGGAGGCCUUGGACAACAUCUGCAUGGAGAGCUCGGAAGCCCUUCGCGGCGGCAACUGCCAGGCGGUGAUCCUGUCCGACCGCUUGGCCGGACCCGACCGUCUUCCGGUGCCCUCCCUGCUCGCGGUAGGGGCGGUGCACCAACACCUCCUCACGACGAAGCAGCGGCUGAAGGGGGCCAUCUUUGCCGAGAUGGGCGACGCGCGCGAGGUCCACGACAUGGCCACCCUUAUCGGGUACGGCGCCGACGGCGUGGCUCCCUACAUGGCCUACGAGGCGAUCGCGAAGAUGAACAACGAGGGUCUCGUGUCGGCGAAGGCGAAGGAGGACUACAGCGACCAGGACCUGUUCUCGGCCUACCGCAAGAGCAUCGCCAAGGGCAUCCUCAAGGUCAUGUCCAAGAUGGGCAUCUCCACGCUGCAGUCCUACAAGGGAGCCCAGGUGUUUGAGGCGGUGGGUCUGGCGGACGAGAUCGUCGACCGCUGCUUCACGGGCACGACGUCCCGUCUCCGGGGCACGGACUUCUCGUCGCUCUACAUGGACAUCUGCCGCCUCCACCAGAAGGCCUACCCGCCGAACACGUCGAACCUGCCGCUCCUCGACAACCUCGGGCAGUUCCACUACCGCGAUGGCGGAGAGGCCCACCUGAACAACCCGGAGACCAUGGUCUACCUCCAGAUGGCCGCGCGGAACAACUCUCGCGAAGCUUACAAGAGCUACUCGGACGCCGUCACCUCUGCCACCGAGCGCGUUGCCCUCAGGGGUCUUCUUCGGUUCAAGGACGAGCCGUCGCUGUCGAUUCCACUAGAGGAGGUGGAGCCGGUUGGCGAGAUCAUGAAGCGGUUCAACACCGGGGCCAUGUCCCUCGGUUCCAUCUCGCGCGAGACUCACGAGACGCUGGCGCAGGCGGUGAACGAGAUCGGCGGGCGUUCCAACACCGGAGAGGGAGGCGAGGACGCCGAGCGCUUCACGGACAACCGGCGGUCGGCGAUCAAGCAGGUGGCCUCGGGGCGUUUCGGCGUGACGUCCAACUACCUCGCCAACUCGGACCAGAUCCAGAUCAAGAUGGCGCAGGGGGCCAAGCCUGGAGAGGGCGGCGAGCUCCCCGGUUCCAAGGCGAGUGUGUGUCGGCAGGAGGUGACCAAGUACAUCGCCCAGAACCGACACACCACUCCGGGGGUGGGCCUUAUCUCCCCCCCCCCUCACCACGACAUCUACUCCAUCGAGGACCUGGCGCAGCUGAUCCACGACCUCAAGAACGCCAACCCCAAGGGGGAGGUGUCCGUCAAGCUAGUGUCAGAGGUGGGUGUCGGCGUUGUUGCGGCAGGCGUCGCCAAGGCCAAGGCGGACCACAUCACCGUCUCCGGGCACGACGGAGGGACUGGCGCAGCGGUGUGGACGGCCAUCAAGGGGGCCGGCCUCCCGUGGGAGCUCGGGGUGGCUGAGGCGCAGCAGACGCUGGUCCUCAACGACCUUCGCUCGCGCGUACGACUGCAGACAGAUGGCCAGCUCAAGAACGGUGCGUGACCAACUUCAAGGGCGGCAUUGACCUUUUGCAUUGCAUGAUAUCUAUUUAGUUGUAGUACGUCACUGGUUUUGUAGAGAGACGCGGCAGAGAUGGCGCGGAUAACCCAGGUGCCUUGAUUGUGUAGCCUGCAUCGUGGAAGACCCCUUCAAUGUGGAACGAUUCCUGGUCAGUGUCGAUGUUUACACUGCUGUGCCUAACACAGAUGAUCUGGAUAGAUUCGGGUGAUUGUCAAUUGCAAUGAUGGCUUUGGUUGGGCGUUCUUCUUCAUUGUAUGUCCACGGGCUCAUUCUGACAGCACCAGCACUUCAGACAGCACUACGCUGUAGUCGACAUUCAUUUUGGUUAAAUGCGGGACAAGGGGGGUGAUGCUGCUGCUGUAGUCGAUUUGUAGUGUGUGGGCGUGUAGUUCAGUUGUGAGCACGCAAACGCGCUGCAGGGAUUGCAGGUGAACCUCCUCGGGCUUGCGUACCCUUUCCUUGCUAAUAGUGUGUGUGUGUUCUUCAGAUCUUCUGAUGGCUCUAGCAUUUUUGUGACCACGGACCGAGUCUUUGCUAGAUUUUGGGAUUAGCAACUGACACGAGUUAAUGUGAAGAAAAACAACA